CAUAUACCAGUUUCUUUCAUGUAUUCUCUGCACGCCUGUAGAUUUUAUAUCUUUGAGUAGAGUGUUUUGCCCAGUUUGUACUUUUUUGUACUAAUGAAUAACAUAUUUAAUACCGCUGUAGAUAUUAGGUACUGAUAUUAAAUAUUUCUGUAAGAGGAAGAUAUCUCAGAAGAAGAGAAUACUCAAUAUCCAUUCAUUGAGUUCUCAUUGAGGGAGAAAAUGCAACAAAAUUUUUGCAACUGUACAUUUGUUGUACUAUUCGCGGCUCGUUCCUUUUCUUUGAAUACACACUACGAAGGCAUGAGAACGACGACGCGUUAUUAAUUCGUCUCACACAUAGUGUUGCACGCACAUAAGAGAACAUCGUGCACGCCCACGAGCGUGCUCGAUGUCACGAGCGAUCGUGAACGAGAGUGGUGCUCAUUUAUGCGCGCACCGCGCGUGAGUCGUUCCUCGACCGUUCGCGACGACACAUCGGCUGCCAAAGAAAUCGGAUCAAAUGGAACCCCUCUGGGAAUUGCACGGCCGUCACAUAAGCGAGGCUGGUCUGCGAAGAGGAUCAGAUACUAGCGUCGUGCUGACCGAAGACACAGACAGCUUUAAGAUAGGAGACCGAGUGUGGGUUGGCGGCACGAAACCUGGUACGAUCGCCUACAUUGGUGAAACCAAAUUUGCGCCCGGCGACUGGGCAGGGGUUGUUCUGGAUGAGCCCAUUGGAAAGAAUGACGGCUCGGUGGCUGGCAGUCGAUACUUCCAGUGUGAGCCGAAGCGAGGCAUUUUCUCGAGGCUCACCAGACUCACGAGAACACCGCUAAGCGAUCCGAUCACCUCGCCGAGAACCCCGACCACACCGCCGGACAGCACCCGAAGCCUUCUCAGCAAGUCCAUGUCGCAGUCUCUAAAUGCAUCCACAACUAGCCUGUCAUCGACGAUAUCGCAGAGGACUGAUCUGAAGAUAGGUGACCGAGUGAUAGUCUCAUCAAGCCAGGGCAGUAAAACCGGCGUGCUAAAGUAUUUGGGCACCACGGAAUUCGCUCUGGGCGAAUGGUGCGGUGUGGAGUUGGACGAGCCAGUUGGCAAGAACGACGGCUCCGUCAACGACAAAAGAUACUUCGAGUGCUCGCCCAAAUAUGGCCUGUUCGCGCCCGUGCACAAGGUCAGCAGGUCGCCGUCCAAUAAACGUCAGUCCACGUGCAUGGUGCACAAACCGACCGGCGCCGCCCUUAAUGCCAGCCUGAAGAGAAGCGGCUCGCGUGAGUCACUCACCUCUCUUACGUCGAGCGUCUCCAGCAAUAUCGUCGCGAAAACUACCGGCGGCAACACCGCGAGGAAGCCUGGCAUGCGCACGUCGAUACCUGCACGAGGUUCAUUGCAGGAGAUUUUGAAGGAAAAGCAGCAGGAAAUAGACUUUUUGCGGAAGGAGCGGGAUCUGGAGCGCGAGAGGGUCACGAAAGCGGCAAGUCAGGCUGAUCAGGCGGAACAAUCAGCAUUAUCGAUCAAGCAAGAAUACGAAAAGUAUCGUGAAGAUGUACAACAAACGAUUAACGAAGCGGAGAUCACCGUUUCUAAGCUCCUUGGCGAGAAGAACGCGUUGGUAGUGCAGUUGGAAGAGGAGAAGCGGAAAUGUGAGGACCUUCUGUUUCGUUUUGAAGAGGAGUCGGUGAAUAAGGACGACAUACAGAAAGAGAGAUCUGAACAAUGUGUCAUAAAUACUGUAAAUGAAAGUAGGAUCAAGGAGCUCGAAAAAGAACUCUCAGAGGAGCGCGAGCGGGUCGUUCAGUUGGAACGUGACAAUAUCAAGCUCUUUGAAACCGAAGAGGAAUUGACUCGGCUUCGUAACGAAAUCAGUAGCGUAACGAGUCUACAAAACUCUCAGCUACAAGAUCUGGAGAAUCGCAAUCAAAGCUUGGAAGAGAUAAAAGGCAGCCUCGAGAAAAAACUGCAAGAGAAAUUGAGCUUUGCGGACGAGUGCGUAAAACGUAUUAGGGAAUUGGAAGUCGUACUGAAUGAAGCACAACAAGACAACAUAACGCACAAAGAGUUUAAAGUUCAUCUGAAAAGAGAACUAGAAGCCGCCAAUCAAAGAUUGCAAGAUAGGGAGACACUAUUGAAGAACAUGAAACUGGAAUUCGAGAAGAACACGAACUCGUUGAGCGAAGAGCUGCGGAAAUCAAAGGAGAUGAUUGAAAGAAUCGAGCGAGAGAACGUGAGUGAGAAGGACACGUUAUUAUCUGAGUACCGUCGUACGAUCGAGGAGAAAGAUCGGUUGAUAAAGGUAAAGACUGAAGACCUGGAAAACGAAACCAAGAAGCUGUUAGAGCAGCGGAGUGCUCUGGAGGGCCUAAAGGCCGAGAACGUUAAGUGUAUACAUGAACUUUCAGAGUCGUUCAAGCAACAGUUGCAUAUGAAGGACUCGAAAAUCGAGGAAAUCUUGUUGCAACUUAAUCAGAAAACAUCCGAAACCGAGAGACUGUUGAGCGAAUUAUCUGCUCAACGGGAACUGUGUGAAAAGAAAGGCAAAGAACUGGAGAACGCUUUGCGAAAGUUGGAAGAAUUAAGUACGAAGCUGAAACUAGCUGAGGAAAGUAACAAUGUACUCUCAAAACAGAUCCAAGAUUACAAAUCUAAGAGCAACGACAGUGCCAGAAUUAUUCAAGAGAAACAGAAGCUAGAACAAAACCUGGCUAGUCGGGUUGCAUCAGAAGAGAAGUCUACCGUGCAACUAAACAAGUUGAGUGAGGAACUAAAAGUGAAAGAUAAAGAACUCGCGGAACUGCGUAACGCUACUAUGGUACAAAUACAAGAAAUCACUAAACGCUUUGAGUCGCAAAUUAAUGACAAAAUCAAGUACAUCGACGAGAUAAAUGCGGACGUCGCGCAGAAGGUCCUGGUGCUUGCCAAGUUGGAGAAGGACAUCGCCGAACUGAAAGCGGUUAUUAUAAGCAAGGAUGAGCAGAUAAAACAUCUGCUCGAAAAGACCUCGGAAUUACAAGAUGCUCUCACGCUGUCCGAGCAAACGAAAACAAAUUUGGAGAGCGAGCUUCGCGUGUUUGAAUCCAAUGCACAAUCUUUGAAUCAGCAAGUUGCCAGAGCAGAAGAGAAAAUAUCGCAACUUCUGUCUCAGAAGGAGAAACUGGAAUCUGACACAGCUAGUUCAAUCAGCAGUUCCGCCAACUCGUCGGAACAACUCUCGAGGUACAAUGAGAAUCUGCGACAACGGGAGAAAGAAUUGGACGAAGCUCACGAGAAAGUCUUCCAGAUGGAUAAUACUUUGAAGCUGACGCAGGAGAAAUUAUCGAAAAUUGAACUGGAAAUGAAUAAAAGUGCCGCAUUAGUAGAACAAUUGCGUUCGGAAAAGUCAAGUUUAGAAUUGCAAAUGAGUGACGCGAAAAAAUCAAACGCCGACUAUGCUGAAAGGACUCGCGAAUUCCAGCAAAAAGAGAACGAAUUGCUGCUGAAGAUCGAUGAAGGUGAAUGUGCCAAGGAAAAGUUGGCGGACAGAUCGCGCGAGGUUACCAGCCUUUUAGAACAAUUAAAGCACAGCGAAGAACAAAUUACUGCUCUUCGAAGUCAGUGCGAAAAUCUGCAAAAAUCCCAUGAAGAAGAGACAUCUUCGCUGCGAAAAGAGAUCGCUGGCAUGUUAUCCGAAUUAUUGACAUCCCGAGAUGAGAUGAAAAAUUUACAGAAAUUGAAGAACAAGUUGGAGGCCGACCAAAGCGCGAAUCGAUGGACAAUCGAGGAGCUGACGGAAAAAAUGCAUAUUGAAUCUGAGAACGCAUUAAAAUUAUUAAAUUCAGUUCAGGAAAAAGAUUCGAAGCUUCAUGACAUGGAAAAUAAAUUGGCAGAGUUGCAGAGGAUGAACGACGCUUUGUCUACCGAUAAAGAAGCGUGCGAUAAGAAUUUAACCUCAUCAUUAAACAGCUUGACCAGCAUGAUAGAAGAGUUGAAGAACAAGUUAAAGAACGCGGAAGAAACAAUUGAAAACAAGGCGGACAGACUAUUGGAGGCGAAAGUGGAAGUGGAAAAAUGUCACACACAAAUUGCUGAACUGAACACCGCAGUCUCCUCCAUGCGAGAGGAGCAAAUGCGUAAUGCUGACGAAUUGAAGAACGCACAAGAAACACUUACGCAACAACAAAGCAUAAUAAACGAACUAACAAAGACUAAGGUCAUUUUAGAAAAUUCCAUGAAGUCACUGGAGACGCAGUUGUCGAAUGCGGAGGAAGAAAUACAGAAAAAGGACAAACUGUUAACGAAAAUGGAAAUUGAAAUGAAGGAAUCAGACGCUUUAAAAACAGAAGAGAUACUGAAGCUACGGAAUAUAUUUGAAUCCGAAGUAGUAGUACGACAAAAGGAGAAUGAAGAAACGAACAAGCGAAAUAAAGAACUCGAAGAGCAGCUACAACGAUCCCAGGAUCUUUUUGACAAGCAGAUAGCCGAUCGGGAUGAAAAGGAAACCGCUAUCGGCGAUCUGCGAGUACAGGUGAAAGUUUUGAAAGAUGCACAAGUGGAGAGGGCAAAAGCGGAACAACAAUUACGCAACGAGGAAAUCAAGCAGAAGCAGAACGAGUUAAGUGGCGCGAAUAAGCGGAUCAAUGAACUACAGAGCAUGGUAUACACAUUGGAGAAAAGGCUGAGGGAACAAGAGACGAAGUCAGCGGAUCUAGCGAAAACCAUGGAGUGCAAUGAGCAAGAAGUAGACAAGAACGUGCAAAACCUCAUGGAGAAGCUGAAUGUUGCUAAAGUGGAAGAGACGCGACUCCUGGACGAGUUAAGUCGGUUGGAAAAAGAAAAUAAGCAAGUUACUGCAAAAUGGAUAGAAGCAACAAAUCAGUUGAAACUGACGCAUGAAAAUAUGAAAAAUACUUUUGAUGCAACAGGAGACAUAAGGCAACAUAUCGUUACGAAGGAUGCAGAUAUCGCGAAAUUACAGGAAGAAAAUGACACCGCUAAGAGUCAAAUAGACUUUUUGAACUCUGUAAUAGUCGAUAUGCAACGUAAGAAUGAAACUCUUCUAUGUAAAAUCGAAGUCCUCGAGAUGGGAAUACCAACAAACGAGGCCGACGACUACAAUCGAAGUACUUUGGACAAACGAAUGGCGGUGCCUCGUAUGUUCUGUGAUAUUUGCGAUCAGUUUGAUCUGCACGAAACGGAGGACUGUCCUCGACAGGCUCAAGAUUUCUCGGAAAGCACCGAGAAAUUGCCGAAAUCAUCGAAAAAGCAAUCGGUGGAACGACCGUACUGCGAAAACUGCGAGAUGUUUGGACAUGACACGCGUGAUUGUGACGACACCGAAACAUUUUAACGUUAUAUUAUUGUUCGUAAACCAAUACGAUCCAUUGCUUGCCAAGUAUCUCGUAUCUGUAAAGAGAUCUGUUAGACUUUACAGAGUAUAUUUUUGUAUGGUGAAUUUCUCAAUUGAAUUCGAAUAAGUCUUCCCACAUAGAAUGGACAUCGGCAUAGAACUUCCCGAUGUAUUAUAAAAAUUUAUGUUCCCUUCAAAUGACGUUAUUCCCACAUAAAUUAAAAUGUCCUUUACUAAAAUUUAAGAAGUUUAAUAAUUGUUAUAUCAUUUUGUCUUAUUACAGUUAGAUUAGACAUUAAUUUAUUUUUUAAUAAUUUAAUAAUGAUAACAAUUGUUUUCUAUUCAAUUGUUUUUAAUAUUCCAUUUGAAGGGAACAUACAUUUGUUUUCCAGCUUUAACCUGUUUUGUAACAUCGAGACGAAUUAUGUAUAAUUUUGUGUAUAUACUAGAUACUCGAAUUAACAUUUAAUUCUAAUAUUUAUUCUCCGCAUUUCGAGCGGCUUUAAAGAAAAAAAUAGUUCCUGUAAUACCAACUAUAGUAAAAGCGCAGUUUACAAUAUAAGACUAUUCGAUUAAUCGACGCUUCUAAUUCGACCGCAAUAUAUUCGGCUUUCCACUUUACAGUCUUCGUCUAAUACGUAAUGAAAAAAAAAAAAAAACUAGCAU
Molecule: messenger RNA, 5971 nt
Organism: Harpegnathos saltator (Jerdon's jumping ant)
Lineage: Eukaryota; Metazoa; Arthropoda; Insecta; Hymenoptera; Formicidae
Gene: CLIP-190
Product: Cytoplasmic linker protein 190
Exons: 21
Coding region: 500-5305 (1601 amino acids)
Biological process (GO): cytoplasmic microtubule organization; mitotic chromosome condensation
Cellular component (GO): microtubule plus-end; nucleus; cell cortex
Molecular function (GO): chromatin binding; microtubule plus-end binding
Source: RefSeq, a predicted model, not a curated record